AUGUCUCCGGCGACGAAGAGCCGAAGUUUUCCUCCGAUAAGCGAGUGUGGAAGCGGAGAGCAUGAUUCGAUUGCUGCAGAUCUGGACGGGACUCUGCUUCUCUCGCGAAGCUCCUUCCCUUAUUUCAUGCUCGUCGCCGUUGAAGCAGGAAGUCUCUUCCGUGGACUGAUCCUCCUUCUCUCUCUCCCGAUCGUCAUCAUCGCUUAUCUCUUCGUCUCCGAAGCUCUCGGAAUCCAAAUCCUCAUCUACAUCUCCUUCGCCGGCAUCAAAAUCCGCGACAUCGAGCUCGUCUCUCGCGCUGUUCUUCCCCGGUUUUACGCGGCGGAUGUGAGGAAGGACAGUUUUGAGGUGUUUGAUAAAUGUAAACGGAAAGUGGUGGUGACUGCGAAUCCGAUAGUGAUGGUUGAGCCAUUCGUGAAAGAUUAUUUGGGAGGAGAUAAAGUUUUGGGAACGGAGAUUGAAGUUAACCCCAAGACGAUGAAAGCCACUGGGUUUGUUAAAAAGCCAGGUGUUCUUGUUGGCGAUUUGAAAAGAUUAGCCAUCUCGAAGGAGUUCGGUGACGACUCACCGGAUCUUGGCCUUGGCGACCGGACCUCCGAUCACGAUUUCAUGUCCAUUUGCAAGGAAGGUUACAUGGUACACGAGACCAAAUCAGCGACAACAGUCCCCAUAGAGCGUCUCAAGAACCGCAUUAUUUUCCACGACGGCCGUCUAGUCCAACGUCCCACACCAUUAAACGCCUUGAUCGUUUACCUUUGGCUUCCUUUCGGAUUCAUGCUCUCAAUCUUCCGCGUCUACUUCAACCUCCCUUUACCCGAACGCUUCGUUCGUUACACGUACGAGAUUCUCGGCAUUCACCUCACUAUCCGUGGCCACCGUCCUCCGCCUCCUUCCCCCGGCACUCCUGGAAACCUCUACGUCCUUAACCACCGCACCGCCCUUGACCCCAUUAUCAUUGCCAUUGCUCUCGGCCGUAAGAUCACUUGUGUCACUUAUAGUGUCUCUCGCCUCUCCCUCAUGCUCUCACCCAUCCCUGCCGUUGCCUUGACCCGAGACCGCGCUGCUGAUGCUGCUCGCAUGAGAAAACUCCUCGAGAAAGGUGAUUUGGUGAUCUGUCCUGAAGGCACGACUUGUAGAGAACCGUAUCUACUUAGAUUCAGUGCUCUAUUCGCAGAGUUAAGCGACCGCAUCGUGCCUGUGGCCAUGAAUUGUAAGCAAGGGAUGUUCAAUGGAACGACAGUAAGAGGCGUGAAAUUCUGGGAUCCUUACUUCUUCUUCAUGAACCCUAGACCUAGCUACGAGGCCACUUUCUUGGACCGUUUGCCUGAAGAAAUGACAGUAAACGGAGGUGGUAAGACUCCAAUCGAGGUGGCUAAUUACAUUCAGAAGGUGAUCGGCGGAGUAUUGGGAUUUGAAUGCACUGAACUUACAAGGAAGGAUAAGUAUCUGUUGCUUGGAGGCAACGACGGCAAGGUUGAGUCUAUCAAUAAGACCAAGUCCAAGGAUUAA
Microthlaspi erraticum is the source of this 1509-nucleotide messenger RNA. Lineage: Eukaryota; Viridiplantae; Streptophyta; Magnoliopsida; Brassicales; Brassicaceae. The record is from the annotation of a GenBank genome assembly.